Brassica napus (rape) is the source of this 1174-nucleotide messenger RNA. RefSeq names its product probable plastid-lipid-associated protein 4, chloroplastic. NCBI's taxonomy places the organism in Eukaryota, Viridiplantae, Streptophyta, Magnoliopsida, Brassicales, Brassicaceae. The transcript is spliced from 7 exons. The record is from RefSeq and is a predicted model, not a curated record. Bases 292 to 1023 code for a protein of 243 amino acids.
AACCGGCUUUAGACAAUUUGAAGAAACAGGCAAAGCUAUCCUUUUUACUAGUGUUUUGAAACGACACCGUAUUUGGUUCGGAAACACCGAGGGCCUCUCGUUCUAGAGAGAGAAAAAAAAUCUUAUCUCUGUGAUGAUGUUUACACGGCAAUGACAGAACAAAGAUCUUUCUUUUUCUCUCUGUGUCAGGAACUUACCUCUUUGAAGUUAUAAUAAUAAUAUUCAAGUGAAGCUCGUCAAGGUGAAACAGAGUUUCUCUGAAUCGAAGUAGCGACUCGUGUUUUUGAUUCCAUGGCUUUGACUUCGUGCCUAAAGACUGGAGUAGUUCCGAUGUCUCCAACCACCGGGUUGUAUCUUUCCGGCAGCCUCUUGAAGUCGGACAGUGGCUUCGCCGUCCCGACGAAGUUACAGAGCGUUCGAAAAAGUGAUAGAGAGAGGUUGAAAAUCCAAGCCGUGUUCAGCUUUCCUCCGGCGUUCCUAACAAGAAACGGUCGAGCAGAGAAGCAGAAGCAGCUGAAGCAAGACCUUCUGGAAGCCAUUGAGCCUCUCGAACGUGGCGCCACCGCUUCUCCUGAUGACCAGCUUCGUAUUGAUCAGUUGGCGCGUAAAGUGGAAGCAGUGAAUCCAACCAAGGAGCCUCUGAAAUCCGAUUUGCUCAAUGGGAAAUGGGAGCUCAUUUACACAACCUCUGCUUCUAUUCUCCAGGCUAAGAAACCAAAGUUCUUGAGAUCAAUAACAAACUACCAGUCUAUCAAUGUGGAUACCCUCAAGGUUCAAAACAUGGAGACUUGGCCUUUCUUCAACUCGGUAACUGGAGACAUAAGACCCCUCAAUUCAAGGAAGGUCGCUGUGCAGCUCAAAGUGUUUAAAAUUCUCGGCCUUAUUCCUGUAAAUGCACCUGAAACCGCACGUGGUGAACUAGAGAUUACUUAUGUGGACGAGGAACUACGGUUGUCAAGGGGUGACAAGGGCAACUUGUUUAUAUUGAAGAUGUUUGAUCCCACUUACCGAAUCCCUCUCUGAAGCCAAAUGGUUCCAAGCCCAUCAUACAUACAUACAUACAUACCCCCAUCGCUUGUUCUGUCUCUCUUCAUCAUCAUAUGUAUAGAAGAAUGUUUCUUCUUCUACAAACAUAAAAUCUAAAUAAGAUCAAAACAAGAGUCUCAAAUUUUAA